AUGGAGAGAAACCUUUUAGCAAAGCCAGUGUUCAGCUUAGCAGCAACUGGAAAGGGGAAAAACAUCCUGACAGUGUAUAUUCAGACACAUACGGUCAGCAUCAUGAAGCUCUGGACGCCUCAACUCAUGACAUUCCUCUGUAUGGUGCUACUGUCUGUGCUGGGAGUGAUAAAAGAAAAACACAGCUGGGCUGAAAUGUUACUUGAGGAGUGCUGGGGACAGCCAAAUGUCCUUGAAUGCACCAAGAAGUGUUCUGGAACCUUUAAAUGUAUAAACAAAAAUCACACAUGCUGCUGGACCUAUUGUGGAAACAUCUGCUGGAAAAAUAAAGAAAUCUUUGAAAGACAUCUAAAACCCUAA
Puma concolor (puma) is the source of this 360-nucleotide messenger RNA. Lineage: Eukaryota; Metazoa; Chordata; Mammalia; Carnivora; Felidae. The record is from RefSeq and is a predicted model, not a curated record.